AUGGACACUGGUUCUCACGCCCCCACCGUACAAACACCGGGCACCGCUGGGCCAGAAACGCCUGAGGGUACGGUCCACGCGGAAGCUGGGGCCCGGGCCAGCCCGCUGGGCCGCAGCCUUGCAGCUCCCCUCCUGACGCCGGGCAGGACGGGCGGCGGACACGCAGGCGGUGCAGAGGUCUGCGGGGGAGGCGGAGGCCUCGCUGCCGCCUGGUUCCCGGACCCGGGGGGCCGAGCCUCGCCAGGGCCCUUGCGGACCGACCACGCUGCCCAGCCGCCGCGGACGCCCCCAGCCCACCCUACCCACCCCAGACACUCACAGGGCCGUGUCCCGGCGGACCCCGACCCGGACCGUGGCCCAGGGGCCUGGCCGCGCAAGGAGGACCGGCCUGGCGGGCGGCGCUCACGCGACUCCCCGGCUUCGCGGCCCGCGCAGGCCCCGCGCGUCCCUGCUCCUGCGGGGCCUCCCCCGGCGGCGGGCCCGCCUCCCCCGCCGGCCAAGAGCGGCCCAGCAGGCCCGGCCCGGCGCGAACAAAGCUCCGCCGGCCGGAGGCGAGCGGCGGUCACGCCCGCGGCCCGAAAGGCUGCGGCCGGGCCGGGCCUCACAAAGCCCCCGCCUCGGACACCCGCCCGCGCCCCGCCCGCGUCCGCACCCCCGCCGAGGCCGAGCGUCCCCACCAUUAUGCUCCGGUGCUCGCCGCCGCCGCGCCAGGCCCUGCCCCUCCGCGCCGGCCCGCCGUCCGCGCCGCCUCCUCCGGGCCGGGCCGGCGGGGCGCGGGGCGGGGGGGGGCUGCGGUCUCCGGGCCCAGCUCCCCGCCCCGGCCUCCCCUCCUCCCCGCCCCGGCCCGGCCUCCUCCCCCCGCCGCCCGCCUGGACCCCGCGCCUCAGGGGCGCCAUGUUUACAAGCUUCCACCACAGAAACUCGCGAGCACCCGGCAAGGCGGCGCGGAGGUCCCGCCGCCGCACUUACGAGGUCUCCUCGCCGAGCGGCGGGCCGGGCCCGGGCGCGGAGUUGCGGCGCCGCCGCCGCCGCCGGGAAAGUUCGCGUCCUGCGGGGCCGCGGAGCCGCUCACACGGCGGGCUGAGCGGGGCGGCCGCCCGCCGGCUCGGCCUCCCACCGCCCGCCGCCGCCCUCGGGCUUUAUUGUGUGGCCGCCGCCGGCCGCGGGCUGGGGCUCCGCGCGGGCUCCCUCCCGGCGGGCUGCCCACACGCCCACACCCACCUUCCCGCCGUCCUGUGCUCCGCGCCUCUCCCUAAUCCGAGCAUAUUCCUAUGGACCCACACAGGCACCCCGAGUCCACACGCACGUGAAAGCUACGUACGUGCGGGCGCGCGGAGCCGGGCGCGGGGCGCACAAAGAUCCGGCGCCCGGAGCAUCGCCCGCGCGGGCCGCGGCCGCGGGCGCUGCAGGCGCCGGCCCUGGGCGGCCCGGAGGGCACGGGUUGGAAAAGCAGCGAGGCCUGAAUCGGCGAGAUCGGCAAAAGGAUGUUAA
Messenger RNA from Cervus elaphus (red deer), 1491 nucleotides. RefSeq names its product basic proline-rich protein-like. The record is from RefSeq and is a predicted model, not a curated record. The transcript has a single exon. NCBI's taxonomy places the organism in Eukaryota, Metazoa, Chordata, Mammalia, Artiodactyla, Cervidae. Bases 1 to 1491 code for a protein of 496 amino acids.